Messenger RNA from Harpia harpyja (harpy eagle), 3095 nucleotides. RefSeq names its product ankyrin repeat and SOCS box containing 14 (gene ASB14). The transcript has 12 exons. Gene Ontology annotation, molecular function: protein binding. NCBI's taxonomy places the organism in Eukaryota, Metazoa, Chordata, Aves, Accipitriformes, Accipitridae. The record is from RefSeq and is a predicted model, not a curated record. Gene Ontology annotation, cellular component: cytoplasm. Gene Ontology annotation, biological process: intracellular signal transduction. Bases 182 to 1966 code for a protein of 594 amino acids.
UCACUUUCAACUUAAUAAUCACUUCUUCAAAGUGUGAGGUCUUCCCUCUUUCAGAAGGCCAACUCUCUUGAAAGACAGAAGUGGGAGUUUUGAUAAGAUUUAACCUGAAGAUUUAACAUCUGCUUCCAAUUAAAAAGCAGGGUUUUCCUUUGAAAAGUGAUCCAGGUUGUGUUGAUUUGCCAUGUAUAAUUCUACGUAUCUGUUCAAUGAUGAUUCUGAUGAUGAAAUCCCUACCCAACAAGCUAUUCAGGAAAGCUUACAAGAUAAGCAUAAAAUUGAAACCAGUGGCAGUGCAACAGAGGAUGAAAGUUUCCAGUAUAUUGCAAGCAAAGAACAUGGAAAGAUAAUUGCAGCAAUUCGGACAGGUCAAGAAGAAGCGUUGAUGAAGUUGGUGAGGCACAGUUCUGCUUUUGAGGAAGCAGAUCAGCAAGGCUGGCUUCCUGUGCAUGAAGCUGCAGCACAGCUAAAUAAGAACAUCCUCGAAAUAACUUUGAAAGCCUCCCGUGCCAUUACGUGGGAACAGACCACUCUAAAAGGGGAAACACCUCUCUUGGUGGCAGUAAGAAAUUGCUUUGUAGACAAUGUCCACUUUCUCCUGCUCAAUGGCUGCAAUCCCAAUGUUAAGAAUGAAGAGGGAGAUUCUCCUUUAGUUAUAGCAAUUAAACAUGACUCGUAUGAGAUUGCCUCCUUGUUGAUAAGUUCUGGUGCAAAAGUGAAUUUGCAGUGUGUCCACAAGAGGACUGCUUUACAUGAGGCAGCCAGACUAGGCAGGAAGGAUCUGGUGAAGCUGCUUCUUCGUUCUGGAGCAGAUCCUGACCCUCGCAGUGGAUAUGGGCUUACACCUCUAGCACUGGCUGCACAGAUUGGACAUACAGAAAUUAUGGAGCUCUUAUUGCAAAAAGGUGCGAAUGUUCUUUCACAGGCAAGGGAUUGUGCUUCUGUUUUAUUUGAAGCAGCAGGAGGAGGAAAUCCAGAUUCUCUGAGUCUUUUACUAGAAUAUGGGGCUGAUGCCAAUGUACCAAAGCACUCAGGUCAUUUGCCAAUCCACAGAGCUGCAUAUAGAGGACACUUUCUAGCCCUAAAAUAUUUAGUUCCAGUUACUAACUUUGAUGCCAUUAAAGAAAGUGGGAUAAGUCCAGUUCACUCAGCAGCAGCAGGAGCACAUCCUCAGUGCCUUGAGUUUCUCCUCAAAUCUGGGUUUGAUGCCAAUUUUAUGCUGGAUCAAAGAGUUCGCAAAGGCUACGAUGACCACCGGAAAUCAGCGUUGUACUUUGCUGUUUCCAAUGGGGAUAUCUGUUCAGCACAGUUGCUGUUGAAUGCUGGAGCCCUGCCAAACCAAGAUCCCAUCAACUGUCUCCAAAUAGCCUUGAGAAUGGGCAACUAUGAGUUAAUGAAUCUACUGCUCCGACAUGGGGCUAAUGUCAAUUACUUCUGCAGAGUGAAUACAACACAUUUUCCAUCAGCUCUACAGUAUGCUCUGAAAGAUGAAGUCAUGUUAAGAAUGCUGAUGAACUAUGGGUAUGAUGUGCACCGCUGCUUUGAUUGCCCUCAGGGAAACAGUUCGCAUUCCCAGUAUGUGACUGAUGGAUGGACUUCUACUGUUAUCAAAGAUACAAUGUUCUGUGAAGUGAUAACCUUGUCAUGGUUGAAGCAUCUGUCUGGGAAAGUAGUGCGAGUAAUGUUAGAUUAUGUCGAUCACGUCAAUAUCUGCUGGAAGCUAGAAGCAGUUCUCAAAGAACAGGAACUCUGGCCAGACAUCAAUUUGAUUUUAACAAAUCCUCGCGCUCUGAAGCAUCUUUGUCGUCUGAAGAUACGGGAAUGCAUGGGCCGGUUGCGUCUCCGUUGUCCAGUCUUCAUGACCUUCCUUCCACUGCCAAACUGCUUGAAGGAUUACAUACUGUACAAGGAGUAUGAUCUUUACGGACAGGAAAACUUCACAGGAACCUACAACCUCAACUGUACAUAAUUAGUAGUUCUAUAUUUUGAAGGGAAUGUUGACAUGGAUAAGACUGUUGUGCAGCUGCUUUUUUCUUUGGGGAUUUUAUCUCCUAUGUAUUAAGGAAUACCAGCAUUUCCCCCUCACCCCUCAAGAAAACUGGGAGAACCCCAAAAUGUAAGUAUUGGUGAUCCCAUUCUACAUAUCUGCUGGAAUAUAAACUAUCUGAAAGUUAUGGCAAUAGUCUUUUAAAUGCUUAGCGUGAACAGUUAAGGAACUGUAAAAUGUAGGUCUGCAAACCUGGUGUUAUUGCUAAGUUAAAGCUUGUCAUAACAGAUAACGCUACGCCCCCAUUGCAGGGUUAAACUCAGGGUUUAGUUAAAGGUCAGGGAUUUAACUAAAACUGGGAAGGGACAUACUUCUUUUUUGUCUUGUACUUCCCUUUCUCUUGCCAAGAAGUAGUUUUUAUUUGUAAAGUCCUACAGUGAAGUUCUGAAGAGCAGCUUAAGUAGAUUUGUUUUUUUCACCCAAUUAAGCAAUCCCACAUUCUAAGCAGUGAAAUGGGAUUAGCAGCUAUAGAAACCUCUGCUUAGCACAGCAGCUAGUGUGAAAUACCGAUGUUUCAACAAGGCGGCACUAUUUCUGAAAGACGUGUUAGUUCUGCAUCUCAUUCUCAGGUACUGGUAUGUCUCAUUCACCACGUACUUUGAUUGCUCGCUCUAGAACUAGGUUUUCCUUUCACAGUGCUGUCCAAAGGCAUGCUUGCAAUUUUUGAAUAGUUGGAGCUUAAGCUUUUGGAGCACUAUCUGUCAGCAGUCACAGUUGUCUUAGAAGUCUUACAUAGUACAGAGAGACCCACAGCAUGCCAGUUCUUUCUAAAAAUACUGCAGAUGUCAGUCCGUAUUUUAGGAAAAAAAAAAAGUUCAUCAACACACUUGACAUUAGUAGUAUUUAUUCCUUCAUUAUCAAGUAAGCAUAGAUUUAUUUUUUUUUCUAGUUAUACAUGCAUCUUUAUCAUGGAAGUUACAUAAUUCAAAAGUCUGCUUUUCCCCAGAAAAAUCUACAAACCUUAUAAAAUACAAAUUUAAUCAUAAUGUAGUAAUGACCCAUUGCUUUUUACAUGGUGUUUAUCAUAUAAUAAACUAAUGAAGCCUGUGAA